Messenger RNA from Daldinia loculata, 765 nucleotides. RefSeq lists its product as uncharacterized. Bases 1 to 765 code for a protein of 254 amino acids. The transcript is spliced from 2 exons. Lineage: Eukaryota; Fungi; Ascomycota; Sordariomycetes; Xylariales; Hypoxylaceae. The record is from RefSeq and is a predicted model, not a curated record.
AUGACGACGCCGGCGAUGCCGCCUCGGCCUGCAGCUACGGCUGAUCCUCCUUCGGUCGAGGAAACCAACGGUCCUACAGGGGCGGAAGGUGCGCGAUAUAGUCGUAAACGGAAGAGAGAUGAACCAGAAUCGCCAAAACUACGAGGACAUUUUCUCGAAGUCGACGAAAACGAUAUUGUCAGAUCUGUCCUUGUCGAUCCUGACCAUGUGUCGGGAGAAAUUGAGAUACCAAUCGAUGAGGCCGUCAAAGUUUCUCCGCGUAAGACUAGUCACAAUCCAAUUCAAUGGCGAUCGCAUAGCGAAGUCGCCAUCGAGGUUCGAGAGUUUAAGCAAGCACUGGCUCUUCACGAUUUGGUGGACGAGGACAACGUUCACCUCAUGGUUGUUACUCGAGAUCACGUUAUUAUCCAAGGUCAAGUUGACCAGGUAAUAGAAAUGUAUCACACCGUAGGGCAGUCAUUGGGCUUCAGUAAGGAGCCGAUAUGUUGCUGCCUGCAGCAAGUAUCAGGACAACGAAAUCUUUUACGCCGACAGGAGCACAGAAAGGGGGGAUUGGUCAAUAUCCAUUACGAGUAUAUACCGAUGGACUGGAAGAAAGCGAACCAAUUGAUGAGCAAGGAAUUUCCUUUGAUUGAUUAUUAUGAGUCGCUGGUGGUUUUGGAGGUUCGACUGGCAGACGAAUCACCACAAGGAAAGUUGAAACCUGGGCGCCGACUAGUACCUGUCCCGACUACCUUGACACCUGCAUUUAUGAGGGAGGCUUAG